Molecule: messenger RNA, 562 nt
Organism: Habropoda laboriosa
Lineage: Eukaryota; Metazoa; Arthropoda; Insecta; Hymenoptera; Apidae
Gene: Chrac-14
Product: DNA polymerase epsilon subunit 3
Exons: 2
Coding region: 173-562 (129 amino acids)
Biological process (GO): heterochromatin formation; DNA damage response; leading strand elongation
Cellular component (GO): CHRAC; epsilon DNA polymerase complex
Molecular function (GO): protein heterodimerization activity; chromatin DNA binding
Source: RefSeq, a predicted model, not a curated record
UUCAAUUAUUUCGAUUUAUUUCGUUUGUGUGCGCAAUUGGAUGUAUUGGCGGGAAAUAAGAAGAUAUAAACACAUUACGUUUGUUUUAACACAGAUUUGAUUUAAUUAAGUUAAUUAAUAAUUCGAACUUGAUAACGUUUUCAGAGCAAGAAUAAAUAUAUAAAAACGUCAGAUGGCAGAAAGACUUGAAGAUCUUAAUUUACCAAAUGCAGUUGUAACUAGAAUUAUAAAAGAAGCAUUACCAGAAGGAGUUACAGUUGCCAAAGAUGCUAGAACUGCAGUAGCAAAAGCAUCUUCAAUUUUUAUACUAUAUUUAACAUCAUCAGCAAAUAUAAUUGCUAAAAAAGGAAAUCGUAAAACAAUAAGUGGCCAGGAUGUUAUUCAAGCGAUGACUGAUAUAGAGUUUGAUCAAUUUGUUGAUCCACUACAAGAAUCAUUAGAAAAUUUCCGUAAAGCUCAAAAAGAAAAGAAAGAUGCAACAUCUAAAAAAAAACAACAGAAGAAAGAUGAAGAUGAUCUAAUAGAGGAAGAAGAUGCAGGAAGAGAAGUUAUGGUUUUUUGA